AACAUUUGAUCCGUAUUUUGUCAUUCGUUUUUUUUCUCUUUUUAUUUGCCAGGUUAUCGCGUGUUGGAACAACAGCAGGAAAAGAGCAGCAAAAAGGGAAGAAAAAAAAGCAACAUCUGUCGCCAUGGAUUUGCGCACCAUCAUGAACAGCGACGCCGCCGGCGCCUCCAACAACAACAAUCCCACGCCAUCGUCGCGCCAGUCGCCGAGUCAGGCUUCAAUCAGCCAUCCCGAGUCAGCCUAUCCUCCCCGCCAGCAACAGCAACCGCAACAUGCAUCCUCCUCGUCCUCCGUCGCCUCCUAUCCGCCAGGCUAUCCCGGACGGCCAGCUCAGCCUCCUCCGUUGCAACCACCCCAUGCCUCUCCAGACCGUUCCUCCUCCUACGGCUCCAUUCAAUCGCCCUAUCGUUAUAAUCCUGCGUCGGGUUUGAAUGCAGGUGCUUCAUCUCAGCGAGGCCAGAGUCCCCCGGCUGCUGUUCCUCCUUCGCACCCUUAUUCGCGCUCCGCGUCAACUAGCUACACUCACGAGCUACAACAUCACCAACCGCAGCAGCAGCAGCAGUCGGCUGGUCCCUUGGCUUCGCCUUAUAAACCGCAGCCGAUAAAUACUAGGAUUCAGCAUCCCGAACAGCAGCAGUCCUACUUUGCGCAGCAGCGUUCGCAAUCCAUACAGGAACCCCCCCCGUCGGCGUCAUCUCACCCCUAUCAGUCGCAGCAAUUCUCACCUUCUGCCCAUGGGUCUUUGCCAGGCACUCCCUUAGGUCCUCCUCCCGCAUCCUACACGCGCCAUUCGCCGUCCACCGCCCGCCCACCGUCCGCCGGUCAUGACUCCCAAUCGAACCAACCAUCCAGUCCCUGGGUUAGGCAUAAUUCCCAGAUACACGAUCAGAGAAACCCGGUGUCUCCAACUGCGCAAUCUCGCAAUAACAGUCAGGUGGAGCAAACCCCGCGACAGCAUCCUUUGGGGUCGGAGAGAGAGCAGAGUGAGAGCGUGAGUCCCAAGACUCUCUUCACUCCGGGCUCUCGCCAAGGGAGCACGACGGGAAGCCAGGAUCAAACGGGCCCUUCUCAGCGCAAUCGCUCCGAGGAUAUGACAUGGAAAGACAGUCCCACGGGAUCUGCGUCUGGCCCUUCGCAAUCCGGGAUUGGCCCCGGCGCCCAAGUCUCUAAUUCCACGCCGACUACUGCGCACAGAAACAGCUCACCGCCUCCCCGAGCAUCUUUAUCGCGUGAAAUUCACCCAGGAGACAAAGAACCGACAUUGUCAACGAUGAUGGACGUCACCCCCGACUCAGCAAGGUCAAGCCCACACCCACCUAAACGGAAAAGGAUGCGGUACGACGAACCCCCAAUCUACGCCCAGAGAUCAUCUCGCACAAAGGGGAAGUGCCCUCCGAUUUUGAACCGACUACCUCCAGUUCCAAAGCAUGCAAGGGACUCCAUUGAAAACCCAUGGACUCUGCGCAAACAAUCAUCUUCGUCAAAUGCUCCCGCGGCAGCCCCAGCCCCAGCACCUUCUGCUCCUGCUCCUGCUCCUGAUCCUGCUCCUGCAACACCCGCGCCCAAGGUCAAAGCCGAAGAAGCCACCACGGUCAACGGACCACCAGUCUCACACUCGCCUGCUGGGCCACCCAAAGAGGGGUCUCUGGGACAAUGGGAGCCUUCUAUCACGGGAUUCAUACCGCAUGAAGAAACCACAAAGUUGGUGUGCGAUUUCCUCUUCCAACACGUGGUUCUACGGAACGAUGUCGGUGCGGGUCCAGCCGGCUCCUCUGCGGUUGGCCAGGGAGCAAUCAUUGAAGUGGAAGCGAAACUGGGACAGCUCAUCGAUAUGGAUCGAGGCGACAGACUUCGUUUGCCAAUAAUGACUGAAAGCGUUUUGAACAAGGAAGGUUCUCGGCUUCGGACCUCGUUCGAAAGCUCAAUGACAUUGGCGCAACACCGAGCAAUGAACAAUUUCCUCAAUGAAACUGUGAAAUCAUCCAUGCCUCAAAACAACCCAGGACGAAUCCCCAUAUCCUACGCACACAAGAAGGAACGAGAUACCUUCUACGAAGUCUCCCCUUCUGAACUCCCCCCCGUCAUCAGGCAGAACCUCAACCCGCGGCACAAGCCCAGAGUACGAGUGACCACAGACCAAAGAACUGGUGAAAUCCUCGCCAAGAUUGUCAAAUGUCGGGUCGCAGAUAUGGACGUGCAUAGCCCUCGCACCUGUGUCGACUGGCGGGUCAGUGUGAAUCUGGAAAUGAGCUAUGAUGGCGAUGUCAGCCACCUCCCCAUCAUCGACACCGCAAAGGGCGGAAGAAGCGGAGAUCGAAAUAAGGACCGUAUGAGCUAUCGUCAUUUGGCCUAUCAGGUUGACCUCACACAGGUUGCUAAAUCAGAAAUCAAAGGUGAUUUCGAACACGAACUCGAGGUUGAAGUCUCCGCGGCCGAGAUCCGUCGUCAAGGCCAACUCGCCAUGACCGGUGAUCCCAAAAAUCAGUAUGAAGACUUGGUCAAGGGCUUUGUGGAUAAUAUCCGCAUAUUGGCGCGAACAGUACCUCCAUAAAUCUUAUAUGUUUUCCUAGGCUUUUUCUAUUUCUUUUUUUUAUCAAUUUCAUUGCCUUUAUUCAAGGCUACAUUUCAGUGAUACUUUUUCUUUUUUCUUUCACCAUUCAUCAUAGAAGGGGAGUUUUUGAAACAUCCGAUCAAGGCCAGAAAAAAAAAAAAAAACAAAAAAAAGAACAAAAAUUGGGAGUGCCUAACUGCAAUUUCGGUCUGGAUUUCUUCUUUUACAUCUUACGUUGGCAUUGGUAUCUUUUUCUUGAGUCGACUUCUCACCCAGGUCUUUUUUUUUUUUUUUUUCCAUCAUUG
Molecule: messenger RNA, 2856 nt
Organism: Aspergillus wentii DTO 134E9
Lineage: Eukaryota; Fungi; Ascomycota; Eurotiomycetes; Eurotiales; Aspergillaceae
Gene: triA
Product: putative mRNA capping nucleoside-triphosphatase
Exons: 4
Coding region: 125-2551 (808 amino acids)
Biological process (GO): 7-methylguanosine mRNA capping; polynucleotide 5' dephosphorylation
Cellular component (GO): mRNA capping enzyme complex
Molecular function (GO): polynucleotide 5'-phosphatase activity
Source: RefSeq, a predicted model, not a curated record